AUUACAUUGUUACCGAUUAAUAUCUAAUUUUGAAAUAUCAUUUGUAAAAUAAAGAUUAAUUAAUAUGGGUUUUUAUCAGAGAAUGAAUCAUUCUGUAUGCUAUUUUCUUAUUCUUAGUUUAUAUAUAACUUAUCAUUAUUGUUAUACAAUUGAAAUGAAUCCAUAUGGAAAUUUUAUGUAUCCUUCAUUAUCAACCUCAUCAUCGUCUGUCUCAUCAUCAUCAUCAUCCGCAGCAGCAGAAGCAGAAGCAGAAUCGCCAAAACUGUUAGUAUCUUUAUCAAAAUCACUGCCUACAUCUCAAUCAUCAAUUGAUAAAUAUCUUACAUUAAAUAAUGAAUUUAAUAAAGAUCAAUUCAAUCCAUAUUCUAAUUAUCGUUCUAAUUAUUAUUAUGAUUAUUAUUAUAAUCGUCAUCAUUACCAUCAUCAUCCACGAAUGUCUAAACGUGCUGAUUUAAAAGAUUUAUCAAUUCAUAGUGAUAUGGCAUUUAUACGUAAAUUAUUCGAUCAAAAGAAUCACGAAUUAUUAAGACUUGGAUAAGUUUUCAAAAAAAAACAUAAAAAUUUUAAUAAUUAUUAUUACUAUUAUUGACUUGAUUCUUGUUUUACUGAACUAACAAUUAAAAGAUCUAUAAUUCUGUAAUAUUAUGAUUAAUGAUGUAUUUAUUAGAAAUUUUAACCAAUA
Molecule: messenger RNA, 682 nt
Organism: Schistosoma spindalis
Lineage: Eukaryota; Metazoa; Platyhelminthes; Trematoda; Strigeidida; Schistosomatidae
Source: the annotation of a GenBank genome assembly